UCGUACAAAUAUGGCCGCGUCCAGUGAAGAGUUUGGUGCUGCCUGGAAAAUAAUUGAAACUUCAUUUUCUUCAUCCAAAAAACUUGAUCCAGCACCACCAGUGAUUUCACCACUAGGUCUUCAGUCUGCAGUUGAGCUUCUAAUCAACCAUGGUAUUGGACACAUAAUCGAGGAAUGGUUCCUAGAGGUGAUGAAUGCAGAUCUCCAACAAAGAAUUGCUCCUAACUUUCUGGCUUAUUUUUCUUCUUCUGUGCCAGAAGAUGAAAUUGGCAAUUUCAUGUCAAAGGUGAUAGCUGAGCUCUAUGAUAACCUGUCAGCCUACAUACCAAAGCUGGGCCAGCUUGAUGAGAUUAGCAUGUGUAUUUCUCUUCCAACACCAUCAUCAAUGGAUGGUCUCAAUACAGUUUUAUACAAUGAAAAGAAAUCCAGGCAGCCGGCAAUGGAGAGAGCGCAAAGCAUAUUUAAAGCCAUGUUACUACCACAAUAUCAGAUUCCAGAAAGCUUAUAUGCAAAUGUGCAGAAAUUCUACUCUCUGACUAUGCGAGUCCAUCACACCACCGAUGAAGCAGACAUUAAAGCGAAUAAUGAAGAUAGAGAUGACGAAUGUAUAAGGUGCACUGGUUGUUGCUGUGAUACUGAUAACUGCCAGUGUCAGACACUUCUACAUAUAUUUCACCAGGUCAAUCAACAGCUCUAUGAGCUGGGGUUGCUGGAAAGGUUUGCGGGGGAAGCUGUCACAAGUGUGAUUCACGAGAAGAUACAAGACUACGUCCAGCAUACCUGCAAGGGAAACUUUGAAUCAUCAUAUCUUAGCUGCUUAGAAACGUGGCUAGAGACAAAGGUCGUGGGCUGGCUGUCUGAGGUGUAUAGAGGGUCUGAAGGUUGUGAACGAUACAAUGACCCGAACACAGCAACAAGUGUCGAGGCCUACAAGUCGCGACUAUACUACUUGCUGUAUGAAACGUACACAGUCGUCAGGAUAGACCAGCUCUUUAACAUUAUUAUUGAAUACCCGGAGUCUGAGCCUGCUAUCGUUGAUCUUCGCUGUUGCCUAGAGAAGACAAACCUACGAUCUCAGCUUGUCACGUCACUGAAAACUGCACUGGAAACAAGACUAUUACAUCCUGGUGUGAACACUGCAGAUAUUCUGACAGCAUAUAUAUCUGGUAUUAGAGCUCUUAGAGUACUAGACCCUACUGGUGUCAUUCUGGAGCUGGUAUGUGAGCCUGUUAGAAAGUACUUAAGGACGCGAGAUGAUACGGUCAGGUGUAUAGUGUCAAGCCUCACUGAUGACUCAUCUAGUGACCUUGCAGAUGAGCUGGUGAGAGGAGAGCCACUUCUGCUUGAUGACAGUUGCCAAGGUGAGGAAGACAUGGCUAACUGGGAGACCUGGUACCCUGACCCUGUCGAUGCAGAUCCGACAAAGACAUCUAAGAGCAGACGAUCGUCUGACAUCAUCAGCAUGCUGGUUAACAUAUAUGGCAGCAAGGAGCUGUUUGUGAAUGAGUAUAGAACUCUCCUGGCUGACAGGAUACUGUCGCAGUUCAACUACGACACAGAGAAGGAGAUUCGCUACCUCGAGCUGCUGAAGCUGCGAUUCGGUGAAGCUCAGCUGCAUUACUGUGAGGUGAUGCUGAAGGAUGUGGCUGACUCCAAACGCAUCAACUCCCUCAUUCAUAACGGAGAGCUGCAGGGUCACCAGAGCAUGGAUAUACCGGUGAAUGCGAUGAUCUUGUCAGCACAGUUUUGGCCAACGUUUCGUGAGGACAAAUUGGAACUUCCAGCAGGCAUUAAAAGCUCACUAGAUGCUUACACUAAGAACUUUGAAACUCUGAAGGGCAACAGAACUCUAUGUUGGAAGCCUCAUCUCGGUCUAGUAAGUUUGGAGAUAGAGCUCAAGGAUAGGAAGGUUCAUAUUAGCUGCAGUCCAGUCCAUGCUACCAUCAUCAUGCACUUCCAGGAGAAAUCAAAAUGGACUGUGGAUGAGCUCAGUGUAAUUAUGCACGUGCCGGUGUCUGUGCUUAGACACAAGAUGGCUUUCUGGCAGAGUCAAGGUCUGCUGAAGGAGGAGUCGGCGGACACAUUUAUACUCAUAGAGGAAGGCAAAGGUGGUCGCCAUGACAUCCACAUGAUUGACAUUGAGGAGGAGACGGAGUCGGCCAUGGCUUCAUCACAUGACCAGCGAGAAGAAGAGCUUCAGGUGUUCUGGUCGUAUAUCGUUGGCAUGCUGACGAACCUCGAGACGCUGCCGCUAGAGAAGAUUCACACGAUGCUGAAGGUGUUUGCGAUGCAGGGCCCGUCGACGGGCGAGUGCAGCAUCCAGGAGCUGAAGCACUUUCUCGAUCGCAAGGUGAAGGAGCAGCACCUGAUUUAUGCUGGCGGAGUUUAUCGUUUACCGAAGCCUGGUAGCUAGCAUUGCCAACCGAGCCAGCUGCGUGCGCCCCUGAUGAAUUGUAGGAUAUCUACCAGCUGUCUUUACUUCAGGCUGAUAAUGAUAACUGUACUGUGAAUAUUUGUAUAUAUUUUGAGCAUUGAUCACAAACACAAAGAUGAUGAUUUAUGCUAUUCGCGCUGCUGCUGUUAUGAUACGUUAUGCUGAUAGAUGUCAUGUUGUUCUCAAUAAUAUGCGAGCUUGUAAAUUUUUAUCGGUAGGGGAGUUGUGUGAUAUUUUGUUUCACAUUAAUUAUUUCCCUGCCAUUAGUGAAUGUGUUCAUCAAUCAAGUCAAUCUGAAUGAGCAUGUGUAAUGUGUAACACAUAUAAUAAACAUUCCACCUAAUAGUCUUCAUU
This is a messenger RNA of Priapulus caudatus, 2788 nucleotides long. RefSeq names its product anaphase-promoting complex subunit 2-like. Gene Ontology annotation, molecular function: ubiquitin protein ligase binding. Gene Ontology annotation, biological process: ubiquitin-dependent protein catabolic process. The transcript is spliced from 17 exons. NCBI's taxonomy places the organism in Eukaryota, Metazoa, Priapulida, Priapulimorpha, Priapulimorphida, Priapulidae. The record is from RefSeq and is a predicted model, not a curated record. Bases 11 to 2413 code for a protein of 800 amino acids. Gene Ontology annotation, cellular component: anaphase-promoting complex.